CUCCACCCCCAUCUCCCCCAAAGCGCAGCUCCCACUAACACACACACGGAGCCCACCAGUCUGCUCACACACACACUCUCAACGCAGCUUAGCAGCGCGGCGACCGAAAACAAGCCCCUCCAGCGAUCCGACCCGCAGAACUCAGAACACCCCCCCGACCCGGAGGAAGCAUGGAAGGGAAACUCGCUCGCUUGCUCUGCGUCCUUGUGGUGGCAGCUGCAGCCUUGCAAGCCGGGCAGGCCGUGGUCCAGGUCUCUGUCCCUCAGGAGGUGGACGCAGAGCUGGGGAAGUCUGUCAGCAUCCCCUGCACCUACUCCUCAGGCAGCAAGACAAGCAACGUGAUCGUGGAGUGGUUCAUCACGGAGCGCGGGGGGGACAGACAGCGCGUUGCCUAUCGCAGCUCCUCGGACUCCGGCACAGAUAAGAACACAGAGCUGUCAGGCCGGGUCAGUGUGGACCAGGACUCCUCUCUCUCUCUCAGCGCUGUGGAGAUCGGGGAUGAGAGAGACUUUCACUGCCAGAUCACUGCGGGACCGGCGGGGAGCGGAGAGGGCAGCGCACACCUGCGAGUUUACUCUGCCCCACAGACCCCUGAAGUCAGCCCCCAAACCAAGAUCAUCUCAGUGACUGACCUUUCAGUGUCAGAGGUCAGCACUUGCACCAGCAAGAAUGGAAACCCCGCCCCCAAAAUCAUCUGGUACAAAGACUCCACCCCCCUUCCUGAGGUCACAGAGAGCAACGACAAUAUGUACAUGGUGCCUCGUGUAGUGAAGGAAUCGUCUGGUCUCUACACCGUCACCAACACACUGUACUUCAAAACCAGUAAGGAGGACAAAGACUCCGAGUUUCACUGCCAGGUGGAGUACAACAUGCCAGGGGGUAGGAUGGAAACCAAGGCCUCCCCCAAAUUCAACCUGUCCCUGCACUAUUACACGGAGGAAGUGACCUUUGCUGUGGUGACCCCGAAAAAGGUGAAGGAGGGCGAUGAUGUCAUUCUGAAGUGUAAGGCAGACGGUUUCCCUGAACCAGAGUACGAGUUAACAAAGAUUCAGUCGGACGGCAGCAUUGUGGAAAAGGGCACCUUCUCCGGAACGUUCACCCUCCGCUCGGUAACCCGCGACGACGGGGGCAAGUACCGCUGCGAGGCGCUGGAUUUCGAUUCGCCCGCAGAGGUCAAACUGAAGAAGGAAGUCACUCUGUUAGUCCACUAUCUGGACCCGGUCACUGUGUCUCCCUCCAGCUCCGUCUCAGUUCCUCUAGGGGGCAGUUUGGAGCUGGGCUGCACCACCACUGGCUCGAAGACACCCUCUUUCAUGUGGAAGAAGGGCUCCCAGGUGGUCUCCCAGUCUACUCCGCUAGUCCUGAAGGAGGUCUCGUUCGAUGCAGCAGGCAGCUACAGCUGUGUGGCCAGCGUGCCCGGCGUCUCUGGACUGGUCAAGGAGGCCAACGUCACCGUCACUGUUACUGGAAAAGUCCAGAUCGUUCACCUGCCCUACAGCGGCCAGGUAUCAAAAGAAGGGGAGCUCCUCACUCUGUCCUGCACGGCUCAGGGUCACCCCGAACCCCAAAUCUCAUGGACCCCCGCUGGACUGGAGGCUAUCAGCUCAGUGACAGGGAACAAAGUGACCAGCACCGUGACCCUGCCAGUGACCCCCAUGCUGGUGGACAGCGGGGUCACCUGCGAGGCCAGCAACGAGCACGGCUCAAGCAGCAAGAAGUUCAAAGUGACGAUCUACAAAGAAACUCCAACAGUCACUCCUCCUGUAGAUACUGAAGUGGACCCCAUACACAAGACAGCGAAUCGUCAGGAGCAGGGAGGCAGCAGCGCGGCAGUCAUCGCAGUCGUGGUCUGUGUCCUGUUGCUCCUCAUUCUCGUCGGCUUCCUCUACUUCCUUCAGAAGAAGGGCAAGCUGCCCUGCGGCCGGCAGGGGAAGGAAGACAUUGUGAACACAGAGCCUAACGCAGACGAGAUAGUUGUGGAGAUGAAGUCUGGCAAACCCAACGAGGAGGCGGGACUUCUGGACUCCAGCGGGCGCCAGAGGCCAAUGCGAGAUCAGUGAUGAGGACAAAAAAAAAACACAAAGCCUCUUAAAGGCAGUGGAGAAUUCUGGGGGAAAAGUUUAAUAAAACUGGUGGCGCGUCGAAAGGGCACCACCUAGCUGUGAAAACCAAGACUGACCUUCCCAGUCAAGACCACACCCUCCAUCACAGGAGAGAAAACAAGACAAGAAACUGUUCUGUUUGAUUUUUUUUUUGUUUUUGUUUUUUUUUUUUGUUUUAUCUGACAAGAUUUGUUGGAAGACAAAAGAAGUUCAACGCUGUCUGCCACCGACCUAGUCCUUUUUUUCCAUCAAAUUCCAUUUUAUAAUGAAUUCCUGAUUCCAAUUCCUUCGAGGGCACUGGAAUUGAUGUUUUAUAGACGUCAUAAUAACCGCUGUGAUCACUCAACUGCUUCCAUUUAAAGACCUUCAAUCGAAGGGAAAGCGCUGUCACUGUGGCAAGAAUCUCUAUUAUAACAGAAUGCUGCAGAAUUGCGAUUUUGAUCAGCGCUGUGCUGGAAUUGAUUCAAAUGUAAUGGGAAUUUGGAAUUGGGAAUUAGGAAUUGAUUUUAAAGCAGAAUUGGAAUUGGAAAAACAGGCACGGAUCCCACUUCCUAACACCAUUAUCUCCCAGUUGUAAAUACUGAAGCUUGACCGUGUCUCUAUCGAUGCAUGCAGUCCUGCAGGGAGCCUGUCUGAAUUAACACUGUAUCUAGACCUGCACUGUAACUGUUCAAACAGCUAAAACAAUUGUGUGUAAUUGUCUAUAUAUAUAUAUGACAUUUAACAGUACACAGAUCUUUUAAACUAGUGUCACCCAUUGCAAUUAUGAGUUCUGCUGUCUUGUUUUUGUAUAAUGGCUUGAGAAAUGAACAAGAAAAUAUGAGCGAUUUUAUCUUUUGGCGCAUUUUAUUAUUAUUACUUUAUCGAUAUUUAAAGAUAGUGUAUUUUUUCAAAGAACUGGACAAUGCUGUCGAUACCACAGCAUGAGAUAGCACCCCCCCUUCCCUUUUCUUUCUCUUCUUUUAAAACCAUCCCGUCCAAACUGGUGAAGCUCGCAUCAGUACUGCUGUGUCUGUCCAACGCACGUGCGUGUGUGUGUGAUGUUAAACGUUCAUCCUCGAUGUCUGCAUUUCUAAAAGGCUGGGCGCCGGUUGCUAGGGCGACCAAUGGGCUAGCAAUGCAAGUGUCACGUGACCCCCCCACUCUAGAACUACUCUGUAUAGUUGAAACACAAAAUCCACUUUAUUGAUGUGCUCCAUAUAAAAUAAUCUCCACCCAUUGCUUCUCCCUUCCUAUUAUUAUUACCACUGGAAACUAGUGUGCUUUGCAUUUUAUUUUAACAUGUUUGUAAUUGUUAAAAAUAAAAGAUUGUGAAAAAUGCAAUGUGGAUUCCAUCCAAUUUAGUUCUGGGUUUCAUUCAAAUUUUGACCUUUCUUUUACUGGAUCGUUUUUUUUUUUUUUUUUUUUUUUUAAUAUAGAAAUAUGCUUUAUUUUCUGCUGCUUUACCGUUUUUUAGGUUGCAAUAUUAUUUGUGUUGUUUUUGUAAGCCUGUGUGUGUGUUUUCAGGUAAAAGUCGCACGACCUUGCUGUAAAAAAAAAAAAAAAAAAAAAAAAAAUAAUGGAAAUGCUUCUGAAGAAAAAAUAUCCACAAAAGAUGUAAAUAAACUGGUUCGUCCCCGAAA
Molecule: messenger RNA, 3724 nt
Organism: Polyodon spathula (Mississippi paddlefish)
Lineage: Eukaryota; Metazoa; Chordata; Actinopteri; Acipenseriformes; Polyodontidae
Gene: bcam
Product: basal cell adhesion molecule (Lutheran blood group)
Exons: 17
Coding region: 171-2060 (629 amino acids)
Cellular component (GO): plasma membrane
Source: RefSeq, a predicted model, not a curated record